Naegleria lovaniensis is the source of this 393-nucleotide messenger RNA. RefSeq lists its product as uncharacterized. The transcript has a single exon. The record is from RefSeq and is a predicted model, not a curated record. The coding region runs from base 1 to 393 and encodes 130 amino acids. Lineage: Eukaryota; Heterolobosea; Eutetramitea; Acrasida; Naegleriidae.
AUGUAUUCCAAUUCAUUAUUCCCAUUAUCUCGCAAUGUUCUCAAGCACCAACCGUUGAUUCACUUUGAACUGAUGGUGCAACAUUCACGAUACUCGUCCUCACGCUGGUAUUCAACCAUUUUCUCAAGAGAUCUCAAGAAACGAUCAUCCACGACCACCCAUGGUAGUCAUUCUUCUUCGUCUUCUGUUACAACAACAAAGAAUGGACCUUUCCAUCAACACAACAACUCUGCAAAGACUUCUCAUCAUCCCAUGCAUUCGUCCACUCUUAUUGCGCAUCAUGGAUCCUUAACGUCGGUUGAGCAUUCCAUGGUCUCUGGAAUGACAUCCACAGCUUCCUAUGGCCACAUAUUUGCAAGGGAUUUAAGAAGAAAGGAAAAGAAAACUCACUAA